AUGACUUUAGAAGAGGAACAUUAUCUAAGCAAUACUCCAGUUGACGUAGCUAUUAAGGCUCUUCAAACACAAGUAGAGCAAUUGAAACGAAUAGUCAACAAUAAAAAUACAAAAGAACAAGAUAGUAGCAAUAAUACCAGCAAUGAAGCAGAAGUUCAAAGCUUAAAGAAAGAAAUACAAGAACUUAAGACAGCCAAUGAUAAAGCAGAAUAUAGAAUUAAAAUGCUGUUACGUGCGUUAGAAGAAAGAGAUAAUAAAUAA
Molecule: messenger RNA, 261 nt
Organism: Rhizopus microsporus ATCC 52813
Lineage: Eukaryota; Fungi; Mucoromycota; Mucoromycetes; Mucorales; Rhizopodaceae
Exons: 2
Coding region: 1-261 (86 amino acids)
Source: RefSeq, a predicted model, not a curated record